Molecule: messenger RNA, 8085 nt
Organism: Myripristis murdjan (pinecone soldierfish)
Lineage: Eukaryota; Metazoa; Chordata; Actinopteri; Holocentriformes; Holocentridae
Gene: hivep2b
Product: HIVEP zinc finger 2b
Exons: 7
Coding region: 200-5752 (1850 amino acids)
Biological process (GO): regulation of transcription by RNA polymerase II
Cellular component (GO): nucleus
Molecular function (GO): DNA-binding transcription factor activity, RNA polymerase II-specific; RNA polymerase II cis-regulatory region sequence-specific DNA binding
Source: RefSeq, a predicted model, not a curated record
GACAGACCCAGGAAGAGAGCGUCCCCACUUUGAACUGACAAUGCAUCGGGAAAAUUUAGGUCACAUGAAGGCAUCUGCGUGUCGCCAACCUGCCGAUGACCCUUCCCUGCAAUCAAUUCACAUGAAUGAUAAUAUUACUACAGUUACAUAACAGAUAUUGUCCUUGAAAAUCAAUCCCAAAGAAGGUGACAUUGGAUUCAUGGAGUCACUUGAAACUACUGCAGGGGUGAAAAGCUCCACAGAGGGUCAGGACAGAAAUGUUGCACAGAAAAAAUCCACAUCAGAGCCGACGGCUGUGCAGACUAAGAGAAGUCCGUCAGUCGAACUGGAGGGCAAGGGGUGGCACCGGCAACUGCAAGAAGGUCAGAGCAGAAACACAUGUGGUUUCAAAGAAAUGUCUGACUCAGGGAAAUCACAGCAAUUAGAAGAUCAGCACUCCCAAGCCCACGCCACAAGCCAUCAAGACUAUGAGUUGUCUUCAUAUCCACUACAGGGGGGGAAGCCGUUUCCCAUUGGCAGACGGAAAGCUGUAGGUCACUUGGUUUGUGCACAGUCCCCAGGCAGCUGUGGACCCACAUCUCACAGGAAGUCCCCCAGUUUACCCGAGGUCCUCCAACAGUGUUCCCAUUCAGGGAUGGAUCAGCUAUCAGAGACUGUGUGUAAGAUGGAACAGAAACCGCAAAAGCCUGGGAAGUAUGUUUGUGAUUAUUGUGGAAGGGCAUGUGCCAAACCCAGUGUGCUUAAGAAACAUAUUCGCUCCCACACUGGGGAACGGCCCUAUCCCUGCGUCCCCUGCGGAUUCUCCUUCAAAACCAAGAGUAAUUUAUACAAACACAGAAAAUCCCAUGCUCACUCGGUCAAAGCUGGAACAGUGCCAUUCUCAGAACUUGGUUCUUACAAUGCCAAUACAGACCAGGGGUCUUUUGAAGGGGAAGGAGAGCUAUACUCUGAUGCUGAGCAAAGCACAGACACAGACGAGGACACUCUCAAUGACCCGCUGCUGCUGUUGGACUCUCCAGUUGAGGGAUCAGAUAACACUGCUGUAAAAGUACUAAAUCUCAUUGCUCAGAAAAAGGGAGUCACAUCGAUGUCAGCUCAGGAUGGUUCACCCCAGCUCCAAGAAAUCAAUGCACCUCCUGCCAUUGCUCAGGCUAGCCGUGCAAUCCAAUCUUGCACCAUCAAACAGAGGCUUGCACUCCGGCUCUCCGAAAAAAGGAGCAGCGACUCUGACCAAAAUCUGUCCCUCCCCAGUCAGUCCAGCAAGGGCAGCACUGACUCCGGGUACUUCUCGCGCUCCGAGAGCACCGAGCACCAGACCGGUCCCCCCAACACAAACGCAAAGUCCUAUCAAGAAAUUAUGUUCGGGAAGUGCUACAGGCCAAGCCCUAAGCAAUCGACGGCUUUUGCGACCGGCAGCACAGACUCGAGCGAUUACACCGGGAAGCGCUCGGAGAAAGGCGUUUCCCGCGUGUUCACGCAGGAAAAAGACAUUGUUGAAUCGAUUAAAAUAAACACAAAGUCAUUCACGAGGGAGGAGGUGAAAGAGCCGCAGUUAGACAGCGGCUCUGAUGUGGGGCCCUUGAUCAGGAGCAACUCGAUGCCAACAUCCUCGGCAGUCUGUCUCACCAUGCCUCAAUCCCUCAGAGGCAGCCACUCUUUUGAUGAGAGGACAAGCACUGGGGGCAUGAGGAGACUCAGGAGGCAGGCUGCUUUCGAACUCUCUGCGCACGACGGCCACACAGAUACCGACAGCCACGGAAAGAUGACUGAGAGUGGCAUUUCACCCUCAGGUCUGGAAAUGGAAAAUUACCCCUCUGUGGCGUCUAAUAUGAGCCAUCAGAGACACGCUAUUGAACUGGCAACGCGGAAGCGCCGGAAAGAAAAGAGGGAAGAGGAGGAUUUACAAGGCCAAUAUGAGGCUCAUCAUGAACAGUGCGAUGAAAUGUUUGACUCAGCCAAGGACUAUGAUUCAAAACAAGUUAGCCAAGGUGCCCUGGGCAUUAUAGCGUUAGGGAAGGGGCAUUCUCCGAGUAUGCAAACACAGAUGGACAGGUGUGAGAUGGAGAUAUCAGUGAGCCCUGAAAUUUGUGGUAGGAAAACUUUAGGGAAUGUAAUUUCUGUCAUCCAACACACAAACUCAAUAAACAGGCCUCACUCCGAGCAGUCAGAGUCGUACAAGUAUCACGGGCAGAGACAGGAAAAUAUUUCUUCAUUUCAGUCUAUGGAGUCAACAGAAUCAUAUGAGAUGGAGAGAAGUGAUAGCAGGCUAGGCCAGUCGUUUCAAAUGGGCCCCAAACUAGUGCGGCAGCCCAACAUACAAGUCCCAGAAAUUAGAGUCACAGUCGAGCCUGACAGUCCAGAAAAAGCUCCGGAGGUGCAGGUGAAGGAGCCCGAGAAGCACGUGGAGGAAUUUCAGUGGCCGCAACGGAGCGAAACCUUAGCACAGUUCCCCCCGGAAAAGCUGCCUCCAAAGAAGAAAAGGCUACGUUUAGCUGACAUUGAGCACUCCUCUGGCGAAUCCAGUUUUGAGUCUGCCUGCACCAGUCUCUCCCGCAGUCCGAGCCAAGACAGCAACUUAUCUUAUAGCUCCACCUUCUCCUUUGACAGGGAGGAGAGCUUUAAGUCAGUCUCCCCAGCCAGGCAGGAUGAAUUUGGCAAACCACUAGAGCUCUUAGCUGUGCCGGGAAGCGGGCACUCCCUCUCUGUGCUCAACCAACGUCAACAACAUGAAAUGAGACGCUCCUCCUCGGAGCAGGCGCCUUGCAACUUGCGCAAGGAGUUCCCAGAGGUACGCAGCAUAUCAUUUGACUAUGGCAGUCUUUCUCCAACAUCCAAAGUUAGACACGCGGACAUCAGCACUGGCCACUCCGCUGUGAAGGAGAGAAGGAGGGGCAACUUGGUGCGGCAGGAGUCAUUGAAUAUGGACACUGAAUUAACACAAGUUACAUCCCAUAUGUUUCCGCAGUACCUCAGCAACACCCUUCCAUUCACAGCAAGUAUGGUGCUGCCACAUACUUUGCCAAUAUUUGCCACAGGAAACACAAGUCCUCAGUCACAUCCCAGCUUGUUAGUUCCUGUUAGGAUCCAGACUCAUGUGCCAUCCUAUGGUAGCAUUACAUACACUACAGUAUCACAGAUUUUUGACAAUCAGUAUGAUGGCGUUAGCUCCACUACGGCCACCUGUCAGAACCAGACGUCCUUUUUGUCCGGAAAUCUCGAUUCUCCUAACAUAUUAGGUUACACGAGAACACCUUCGACUCACACCCUCAGUGUUGAAGCCCUCGAUUUGUCGUCAGCUAAACUCAAGACAGGCAUCCCUCUGUCUCUGACCUCCAGGACUAUCUCAACCACGAACGCGUCGAGCGGCGGCGCGAACAAACGGAUGCUGUCCCCGGCCAGCAGCCUCGACCUGUUCAUGGAGGUCAAACAGCAGAAACGUGUGAAAGAGGAAAAAAUGUUUGGCCAGAUUGUGGAGGAGUUGAGCGCCGUGGAGUUGGGGAAAUGUAAUUUGGCCGAAGAGAAAGGUCACAGGUCAGAGAUGCAGGGUACAUCCGCACCUCAUGCUCAGGAUGACUCACACAGAGGCAAAUUUAUCACACUUCAGCAAAAAGCGGCAGAGACCGGCGACCACGGUGUGGAAUCAGCCAUGGAAAGCAGCUCUCUGGAAACCAGCUCCCCGCCGUACCCCAUGAUAUCAGUCAGCGAGGUGAAAGAAGUUGGCAUGGAGAAAAGGGCGCAGACGGAUAUGGUGGCACAGCUGGUUACCGGUCAAGACAUCCUGAUCUCAGACACCGAGCAUUCAAGACUGUUAUCUCAGUUUCCAAGUCUUCGCACGACGACAGGUGUGAGCUGGUGUUACCUCAACUACACCAAGCCAAGCAGCGCUCACAGCAACACGCCUUUCACCUCCGUGUACGCCACCUGGUGUGUGAGUCCCCACAACCCAAACCCCCCUGAUCUGAGCACCAGUGCCUCCCUGGCUCUCCUGCGGUCCAAACAGAGGGGAGACAAGGUUAUAUACACUGUGGCUGCCAUGUGUCAGCCUGGCACGGGGAAACUGGUUUCCUCCCUAAUCUUGUGGCGGCAGACAAUGGAGCAGCUGCAGAGGAAACCGGAGCUCAAAGAGGUGGACAUCACCUAUGGAAAGAAGGUGAAAGACAUCAGCUGCAGAGUGAAAACCGCCAAGGAGGAGUGGAAAGAGAGGGAGGCCUCCACAACCCAGACAGUGCCAACACGCAUUAAGAUCUUUGAGGGAGGGUACAAGUCCAACGAAGACUAUGUGUAUGUAAGAGGCCGAGGCCGGGGGAAAUACAUCUGUGAGGAGUGUGGCAUCCGCUGCAAGAAGCCGAGCAUGCUGAAAAAACACAUUCGGACCCAUACAGAUGUGAGACCGUACAUCUGCAGGGUCUGCAACUUUGCAUUUAAAACUAAAGGAAAUCUGACUAAGCAUAUGAAGUCAAAGGCUCAUAUGAAGAAAUGUCUUGAACUGGGUGUGUCAGUCACAAUGGAUGACACAGAGAUACAGGAACAUGAUGACAUCCAGCAAGAGUCCAAGACCGGGGUGGCAGGCACAACCAAACACCAGUUCUCUGACGCUGAGGACUCUGAUGGCAUGGACGAAGAUGUUGACGAAAUCGAUGAAGAGGACGACGACGACGAGGAGUACGAGGGCGACUCGACUCCGAAGCUGCGUUCGAGGAGCACGAGUCCUCAGCCGUGCGGAGUUACUUCUCUGUCGGUGACGGCCACGGCUGCCAUCCACGGCUGCUCCCUCACCUCUCUGCCCGGCGUCGAAGGCCGCCACCAGGCCUCCGGCAGGCGGACGGGCUCGGACAACAGAGCCGCCCUCUCCACGGAGCAGAGAGAGAAAUCGGUGGACGAAGACUCCCUGACGAUGCUGUCUCCAGACCAGGGCUGCUUCCUGUUUGACCCGUACUCUUCCUGUCUGCUCUCUCCUGGGUGGGAGUCUCCGAUCAGGGAGCCCUCUCCUUCACGGCUGCGUUACCCCUCCCCGAGGAGAGAACUCUCCCCGCGAGGUCGCUCCUCUCCGAGAUGGGAUACCUCGCCGCUGAGGCCCAGCUCCCCCAACUUCACACCCAUUCAGCACCUCUCACCCAUCUCCAUCGAAAGACCCCUGUCUCCUGGGACAGAGCUGGUUGGAAAGCGAGAGUCGUCGGUCAGAGGCAGGCAGCGGGUUGUGCUGAGGGCCGUCUCUCCACGCAGGGGCUCACACCAGCACAGAGGCACCGGCGAUAAAACCAGACACCAGGCGAAGGUCGAGCUGGCUCAACAACAAGGAGCCUUCGAAAUGGAACUGGAUCAAAGGAGCAGCUUGGCUUCCAGUCUGCCUAGUGCUGCCAGUUCUCAUCACCAGAACAUCCUCAGCCACCUCCCACUUCACUCCCAGCAGCAGGCCCAGAGUCUGCUCCCCAUGGUUCCUAUCGGAGGCAUCCAGAUGUUACGCUCCCUGCCCUCCUCCAGCACUGAUGUCACCCCCUCCUCGGCGCUGAGCCCCCAAAGCAGCGAGAGCCAGCGGUGCAGCAGCAGGGAGGGAUCUGUCCACGGAUCUGAGACGGGAGGAGAGGACUUCAGAGGCCAAACGCAGGACCAGCUGUCCUCCCAUCAGGCGGCUCAGGGCUCUCAGGAGAAAAGUCUCGACCCCGGCGUUAGGGACAGCAGACAGGAGGAGAAUGUCCAGACCUGCAUGAAAGCCAUCGCCUCGCUGAAGAUUACCACAGAGGACCCUCAUUAGACCCCUCCCUGUCUUUCUCUGAAGAGAUCCAGGGACGGACGUCUCCCAGAGUGCAGCCUUCACCUGCAACCUUGUCAUCCUCAGCCCUUCAGGCACAUAACCUCAUCCAUAUCCCAUUAAAGGCACUCUAAUAACACUCCCUCUGAUCUCGCACGUAACCCGGACAGCUCAUUUUAAAUCCGAGUGGAGCUCAAACCUUCACGGUGAAGAGGCAAAACUCGCCCUGUCCGAUGUGCUCUUCUAAUUCAGAGACUUUUUGAAAUGAUUGGAUGAGCAGCAGGAUGACUGCAGGGUGCAGAGCAAUGAAUCAUUAUUGGGUGCAGGUGCAAUAUGGAAAGAUAUUAUGCUAAUAUGCCUUUGUUUGAGAUAGUAGUUUGCGUACAAUUGCACAUAAAUUAUAUUUAUGAAUUCUGUACAAAUGUCCCUAACAUAUACUCCUUCUUAGAUGCAUACAAACAGUGUAUUUUACGUGUACUUUGAAAAUAGACUGUUGUUUAAUGUAAUCAUAUCGAGGUGUGAUGCAGUAGUGCAGUAAAUGAAGACUAUUUAUAAGGGGAAAAGUAUGUGUAAAAACAGUCUGACCAAAUUUUAAGUAGACGCUUCUUGUGCAGUUUGGUGCUUCUGAUCAAGCGGCAAGGGUCUGUGCCUUUAUUUUGCUUUUUAUCGUUGUGUUUCUCAAAAGCUCGUUGAACAAGGCGAAAUGUCGAGGUACUUUUUCUUCAGGCGCGGAGUGACGUCGGCGGGGAGUUUGCUCGGAGAAUAGCUUUUGAUUUGUUCAUUCGGUUUUUGCUGGUAGACGCAGCUUUAUUUAUGUAAAACAAUCUUAAAAUAUUUCUUAUGUUGCAUUUUUCUUAAUGUUGUGGUUUUUAUCUUGAUAAAAAUGCAUGGGAUUUGCUAUUGCACAAAAAUAGAGGAAGUUAAUAUGUAAUUAUGUAUACUGUAAGAUGUAUUUAUAUAUUAGAACGUAAGCACUUAUUGAUACUGGUAAAUAUUUGACUACUAUUUAUAUGGUAUAUCUGUACUUAUGCAGCAGUGAUGCAGUUAUGCAGUGAGCCACGCCGGCAUUGCUUUUGAUCUCAUGUCUUUGCUUUAUUAAACAGACAGCUUUUUUCUCUUAUACAGACGACCAUAAGCAUUUUAUGAGUUUUGACGAUGCACUUUCAUCCUUUCAUCUUUGAUAACAAGCUGACUAGGUCAGUCGCGGAGGAGUAAAACAUAUUAUGUUCUAUUGUGAGUUGAAACAUUCCAGUUGUUUUCAAGUUUCGAGUUUCUCAUGGUGUGAAACAUGUUGCACACAAAUUCAAGGGGCUAUGAUGAUCAGUCAAUAGUACGUUUUCCUGCAUUUCAAGUGUAACUGGAUAAAUCGUUAUCACUUUACUGUAAGUAAUACUAGAGUAUUGAUGUUAACAAGAGUGAGUUGGUCGACUAUUAACUGUGCUUCAGCUCAAAAUGUAAUUAAUUAUUCACCAAUUGCAUUAUUUCUUCUUCUCUGUAUAUAUACGUGUAUUUUUAUGAUUUAAACUAUUUUUGCAGUGUUGAAUUCUGAAAACUUUUUAUGUGGAUUGUUUAUAUCUCUGUAAGAGGUAAAAUGUCUGCAAUUGACAUAAUGGAGUAAUGGAGGUUUUAUGAAGGAGAAAAUGGCACAGUGUUGAUCGCUAACACCGUGUUUCUCAUCUUUAAGAAAAAAAAAAACAAAAACAAAACAACUACAACGACAAAAAAAAAGAAAGAAAAAAACAAAAAAAAAACAAAACGUGUAUUCACAUCUUCAAGUGGUUAUGUUACCAGUUUGAGAAUGGAUUUCAAAAUCAGAAAACACUUUGUUCACUCAUGUUUACAUAUAUAUAUAUAUAAAAGAAAUUUACAGGUGCACUGCUUUAAUUUUGUGUUUCCUUUACUAAGGAUGUAUGUAGCUAUGAUUUCAUGGUUAUGUAAUUUUAUUUGUUGUGAUAAUGGUGCAGAAUGCUCAUAAAAUGUGAAGGGAAAGUGAAGCCUUUUAUUUGCUUUUGCAUAUGUAUCCAGAUUGUGUUUGUGUUUUGUUUUUAUUGUGUAUCCAUAUUUACUGAACUGCAUUGUGCCUCUCAUGUCUAUGAAAUUCCCUGUAAACACACAGAGGACAAAUCAUUUACCUCUCAGCUAAGAUUUUGAGGAAAAGAAAGAAAAAAAAAAAAAAAAAAAAACCUCAGUAGCCAAUCCCUUGUUUAGCUAUUUGCAUCAAAACUGGAUAGUCAGGAUGGAGUGCCUCUUUUAUGCUAUGGGGAAUUUAUUGUUUGGUGCUCUACUUUUUAAGAUUAAAUUCAAAAUUGUUUUAAAAGAAUAUACUUCUAACCCAA